This is a messenger RNA of Alternaria ethzedia, 1647 nucleotides long. RefSeq lists its product as uncharacterized. The transcript has a single exon. Bases 1 to 1647 code for a protein of 548 amino acids. Gene Ontology annotation, biological process: protein deubiquitination; spliceosomal complex assembly; mRNA processing. Lineage: Eukaryota; Fungi; Ascomycota; Dothideomycetes; Pleosporales; Pleosporaceae. Gene Ontology annotation, molecular function: cysteine-type deubiquitinase activity; zinc ion binding. The record is from RefSeq and is a predicted model, not a curated record.
AUGUCCAAGCGACCCGCGCUGGAGCCUCUCGAACAAGUCUACGACGCGCCGUCGCCGGCACCAAAGCGCGCCAGGGUCGAGGAUGAAGACAUGGAAAGCCCCCAGGCCAAUGGCGCGACCAGCAACGGCCGCCCCAUGUCUCCGCGCCAGCGCGACCGGGGGCAAGUAGCCGUCGCAGGCGCACACCAGGAGGAGCAUGCGGAGCUGGACGAAGACGACAACGAGCCCGCCGUCGCUGCGCCGAGACGCCAGACCGCCCCAGAGGCUGGAUACACCGACCUGUACCUGGACACGAUCAAUCGCAAAGUCCUCGACUUCGACUUUGAGAAGCUGUGCUCCGUCACUCUGUCCAACAUCAACGUCUACGCCUGCCUCGUAUGCGGCAAAUACUACCAAGGUCGCGGCCCAAAGUCACAAGCUUACUUCCAUGCUCUGGAAGAGGGACACCACGUAUACGUCAACAUGGAGACGAAGAAGGUCUACGUGCUCCCCGAAGGCUACGAAGUCACGUCCAAGUCGUUGGAUGACAUCAAAUUCGUCGUGGAUCCGCGCAUGACCAAGGACGAGGUCGCGAAGCUGGACAGGGAGCCCAAAGUGUCGUGGGACCUCUCAAAUCGAGAGUAUAUACCUGGCUUCGUCGGCAUGAACAACAUCAAAGCGAACGACUACUUCAACGUUGUCGUGCAAGCUCUCUCCCACGUGGUCCCCUUGCGGAAUUAUUUCAUGUUGGAAGACCUGUCGAGUCGGCCGCAGCUCGCGCAGCGCUUCAGCACGCUUGUCCGCAAGAUCUGGAACCCGCGGGCGUUCAAGACCCACGUCUCGCCCCACGAACUGCUCCAAGAGAUUGCGUUGCGGUCCUCAAAACGGUACACGCUCUCUGAUCAGUCUGACCCCGUCGACUUCCUCUCGUGGUUUCUCAACAACCUCCAUCUGGCCGUUGGCGGCUCGCGAACAAAACCCAACAGCAGCAUAAUCCAGAAGGUAUUUCAAGGCACGCUGAAGAUCGAGCAGCAAGAAAUCACCGCUCGUGCAGAUGCCGGCGACCGUCUCCGUUUUGAGGAUGCAGCCGUGCAGACCGAGAUAUCGCGCUUCCUCGUGCUAACCCUCGACCUGCCCGCAGCCCCUCUCUUCCAAGACGCACUCGAGAAGAACAUCAUCCCGCAAGUCCCCCUCGUCAACAUCCUCUCAAAAUACAACGGUGUCACGCCGCAAGAAAAGUCCAAGAACCGGGUUCGCUACCGCCUCCUCCACCCCUUACCGCCGUACCUCCUCUUCAACAUCAAGCGCUUCUCCAAGAACAAGUUCGUCUCGGAGCGCAACCCAACUAUCGUCACCUUUCCCGUUCACUCCCUCGACAUGUCGCCCUACGUCGAGCCGAACCCCAAAGAAUACCCACCCGGCGAGCCCAUCUGGUAUGAUCUCGUAGCCAACAUCACCCAUGAGGCUGUCAAGAAGAAGGACGACAGUGUCGAGGGUGAGCAAGAGAGCAAGGUGUGGAGAGUGCAGGUCAAAGACCGAGCGAGAGAGGAGUGGUACGGCAUUCAAGAUUUGUACGUCGAGAAGGAGAGGGGUGAGACGCUGUUUACCAAGGAAGCAUACCUAAUGGUCUGGGAGAGGAGAAGAGGGCAGAAACCAAAGGCAAGGUAG